Molecule: messenger RNA, 740 nt
Organism: Drosophila subpulchrella
Lineage: Eukaryota; Metazoa; Arthropoda; Insecta; Diptera; Drosophilidae
Exons: 3
Coding region: 84-671 (195 amino acids)
Source: RefSeq, a predicted model, not a curated record
CUCUAUACUACAAACACUGAAUAAAAUACAAGUUUUACCUUAAAAACACAUAUGUCGGCAGGGUCCGUUUGAAAAUUGCAAAAAUGGCAUUUUCUGCAAGCUUAAUUAUACCACCUCCUCUGGGUAGUGAUAUUCCGUAUGAUGAUUCGUUGAAGCGGCCAAAAUAUUAUCGGAAAGUUGUGGCCCAAUUGACAGUCAGCAUGGUUGUGACAUUGACCACAGCAGCCAUUGUUGUGUUAUUAAGUGAAAGUGCGUCGUAUUCCCUAUCGAAAAAUUGGAAGCUGGGGCUUGCAGCCUUAAUUUACUUGACAAUAAUUAAUUUACUUGUAUUUUGGAAAUCUGCAAGCAAAACCGUUUUAUUAGCUUUGUACGCUGCAGCCCAGAUGAUGACCCUCCCAUAUUGUGCCUCGCUUAUUCUUAACAUUCAAGGGAUGAUCGAUGGCCAUCUCGAAAAGAAGGAGUAUAUUAUGGCCGCCAUAGGUCUAGUUCCAGACAUCAUAUGCCUAAGUAUUUUUAUAGUCUCCAUGUGCUUGGGGGGUGGUGGUGGUGGUAGUGGAAGCAGUUCGUUUUCCAGUACCAGCAGCAGUGGAAGUAGUGGAAGUUCCAGUGGAGGAAGCAGCGGUGGAGGAAGCAGCGGUGGAGGAAGCGGUGGUGGAAGCGAUGGUAGCUAAAUUCACAUACCAUUCAUAACUUGUAUUUAUAUGUUCACCUAAAAGUAAAGGAAUAAAUGAAUUCAACAA